Molecule: messenger RNA, 1624 nt
Organism: Mercurialis annua (annual mercury)
Lineage: Eukaryota; Viridiplantae; Streptophyta; Magnoliopsida; Malpighiales; Euphorbiaceae
Product: bifunctional purple acid phosphatase 26-like
Exons: 9
Coding region: 1-1431 (476 amino acids)
Molecular function (GO): metal ion binding; acid phosphatase activity
Source: RefSeq, a predicted model, not a curated record
AUGAUGAUGAAGUCCAUGGUCAUGUUGGUUCAACUCAUAUUGAUUGUAUUAUCAGGAUCUGUGAAGAGUGGAAAUGCAGGAAUCACCAGUUCUUACGUUCGCUCUGCGUUUCCAUCUACUGAUAUCCCUCUCGAUAAUCCAGUAUUUAAUCCUCCUCCUGGUUAUAAUGCACCACAACAAGUGCAUAUAAUCCAAGGUGACUACAAUGGAAAAGCUGUAAUAGUGUCAUGGGUGACUCCUGAUGAACCAGGCUCCAACAAAGUGUUCUAUGGCACGUUCGAUAAAAAAUAUGCUUUUAUCGCCGAGGGCACAGUCACCAACUUCACAUUUUACAAAUACAAAUCUGGUUUUAUUCAUACUUGUCUCCUUAGUGACCUUCAGUAUGAUACCAAAUACUACUACAAGCUUGGGGAGGGUAAUUCUUCUCGAGAAUUUUCCUUCGAAACGCCUCCCGCGAUCAAUCCGGAUUUACCUUAUACGUUUGGAAUUAUCGGUGACCUGGGACAGACAUUCAAUUCAUUGUCUACUCUAAGACAUUUCAUGAAGAGUAAAGCUAAAGCUUUGUUGUUUCUCGGAGAUCUAUCUUAUGCGGACAAAUAUCAGUAUAACUGUGUUGGUAUAAGAUGGGAUUCUUGGGGUCGUCUUGUUGAAAAUAGUACUGCUUAUUUGCCCUGGUUUUGGUCUAUUGGAAAUCAUGAUGUUGAGUACUUCCCUUACAUGGGAGAAACCACUCCUUUCAAGAAUUAUGUGUAUAGGUACCCUACCCCUUACAUGGCCUCCAAUAGUAGCACUCCUCUUUGGUAUUCUAUCAGACGAGCAUCUGCUCAUAUUAUUGUACUCAACAGCUAUUCUGGUUUCGCAACAUACACACCUCAGUGGAUUUGGCUCUAUGAAGAACUCCAAAAGGUUAACCGGACAGAAACACCUUGGCUCUUUGUUAUCACGCAUGUCCCGCUCUACAACAGCAAUGAGGCACACUUCAUGGAGGGCGAAGGCAUGCGAUCAAACUUCGAGAAGUGGUUCGUUGAACACAAAGUCGACAUAGUCUUUUCUGGUCAUGUUCAUGCUUAUGAGAGAUCGCAUCGUUACUCGAACAUUCACUACAAUGUUACUAGCGGCCCCUGUUAUCCUGUGCCUGAUGACUCUGCCCCUCUUUACAUAAAUGUUGGAGAUGGAGGAAAUCAAGAAGGUCUUGCUUCAAACUAUACCUAUCCACAACCAGACUAUUCUGCAUUUAGAGAAGCCAGCUAUGGCCAUUCAAUAUUGAAGAUAAAAAACAGGACUCAUGCAUUCUAUUACUGGAACCGGAACGAUGACGGGAAAAAUGAGGUAGCUGAUUCACUUAUAGUCUACAAUCAGUACUGGUUAGACAGAGAGGUAAAGAAGAAUCAUCUAAAGGGUGUCGUUGGUGAAGCUGCAAGAAACUACUGAAGCUGCAAGAAACUACUGAAGCAACUUAUCUAUUAUGUUCUCUAACCAAUGAAGUAUGUGGUCAUCUUAGAUAAUUAACUUAUAAUAAUCCUGCUGGCAUAUAGUUAAUUAUGGGAACCAUCCACUUCAUUGUAAGAAUGUGUGAUCUAUCAACGUAAUUUAAUAAUAAAAUGUUCCUGUGUUGGACAUUAAA